UGUUCCUCGCGCGCGUGACCACCGUAGCCAUGGUCGGACUCGGGGCUGCUUUCCGCCGCCUUGGUGCCUUGUCUGGAGCUGGGGCCCUCGGCUUGGCUUCCUACGGGGCGCACGGCGCUCAGUUCCCGGACGCCUACGGGAAGGAGCUCUUUGAUAAGACCAACAAACACCAUUUCAUACACAGCCUGGCCCUUUUAGGGGUACCUCAUUGCAGAAAACCUCUCUGGGCCGGGUUGCUGCUAGCCUCUGGAACCACCUUAUUCUGCACCAGCUUUUACUACCAGGCUCUGAGUGGAGACUCUAGCAUCCAGAUGUUGGGCCCAGUGGGAGGGAGCCUGUUACUCAUAGGCUGGCUUGCCUUGGCUCUUUGAGGUCUCUUCUGUUUAAUUACUAAUAUAUCUGGGUAAUUUGGGGGAGAGUUGGGGUAGAAAGGGGAUUAAAAGAGAAAAGCAAAUGAAGAACUUMGGAAUUUUUG
Molecule: messenger RNA, 475 nt
Organism: Urocitellus parryii (Arctic ground squirrel)
Lineage: Eukaryota; Metazoa; Chordata; Mammalia; Rodentia; Sciuridae
Gene: Tmem256
Product: transmembrane protein 256
Cellular component (GO): membrane
Source: RefSeq, a predicted model, not a curated record